AUGAACAAUGUAAAGACAGCCAUGAUCGCGCUGUUCCCACAGUUGGGCUAUUAUGACCAGUGCUGCAGUGAACAUCACAGUACAGAUUUCUGGGGAGAUGUGAACAAAUGGGAACGGACGACAGAUCAAAGUAAGGAUAUAAAGUCCACCUUGAGGCGUGGGGGCGGGACGCGUCUCUGCCAUUCCACUCGCGCGCAAAGCGCCGAGAGCCCAGAGAGAGAGGAGCUGCGGAGGACUGAGCACAGCCGAGAGCAGACGAGCAGACGGGGGACGCGGCGAAGCCCGCAGACCUGGGCCGUGCGCCUGGCCAGGCCUGCUUUAAGUCUGGUCAGCUCUGCAAGAAAGAGAAAAGCAUUGAAGAGAGCAUCUCAAGAUCUCUGGAGGCCUGCUUUAAGUCUUGUCAGCUCUGUUAGAAAGAAAACAGUCAUCGAGGAGACUGUCUCGGAUCUCUGGAGGCCUGCUUUAAGUCUGGUCAGCUCUGCAAGAAAGAGAAAAGCAUUGAAGAGAGCAUCUCAAGAUCUCUGGAGGCCUGCUUUAAGUCUGGUCAGCUCUGCAAGAAAGAGAAAAGCAUUGAAGAGAGCAUCUCAAGAUCUCUGGAGGCCUGCUUUAAGUCUUGUCAGCUCUGUUAGAAAGAAAACAGUCAUCGAGGAGACUGUCUUGGAUCUCUGGAGGACUCCCUGCCGCCAGCUGUUGAUCUUAACACCACCUGGACAUAGAAGAGAGGAGGGAAUUGCACCACAUCGGUGAAGAUCACCUACAGUGGCUGCUUGGUGAUUCUGCGCUUGCUGCUGACCAGUGCAGUCAACAGGUCUGCGCCCACCUAGGACCUGUCCAUCUUCCUCCGGCUUGGUUUCACCUCUUCUGCACUGUAUCUGUGUUAUUGACUGAGAUUGUUCUUGGGUGGCAGCAAAGUUCUGCAGAUAGACAGUGGUGGUGGUCGCUUAUGUCACUGACUUGUACACUUUACAUUGAUUACAAUGACCACGCACUCUUAGAGAGCAAGACCCCUGUCUUCAGACUGGAAGCUUUGACCACUAAUCCAGCUAGCCCUCCAGCUGUCUUGAAGAGGCGUCGGGGCGGGACGCGUCUCUGCCAUUCCACUCGCGCGCAAAGCGCCGAGAGCCCAGAGAGAGAGGAGCUGCGGAGGACUGAGCACAGCCGAGAGCAGACGAGCAGACGGGGGACGCGGCGAAGCCCGCAGACCUGGGCCGUGCGCCUGGCCAG
Alexandromys fortis (reed vole) is the source of this 1224-nucleotide messenger RNA. RefSeq lists its product as uncharacterized. The record is from RefSeq and is a predicted model, not a curated record. The coding region runs from base 1 to 747 and encodes 248 amino acids. The transcript is spliced from 14 exons. NCBI's taxonomy places the organism in Eukaryota, Metazoa, Chordata, Mammalia, Rodentia, Cricetidae.